Messenger RNA from Malania oleifera, 1082 nucleotides. RefSeq lists its product as uncharacterized. The record is from RefSeq and is a predicted model, not a curated record. The coding region runs from base 280 to 879 and encodes 199 amino acids. NCBI's taxonomy places the organism in Eukaryota, Viridiplantae, Streptophyta, Magnoliopsida, Santalales, Ximeniaceae. The transcript has 2 exons.
AGGAUCGCGAACAUUCGAAGCGGCACCUGGAAGCAUCUUCCCCGACAAGUCCAUCGCCAUUAAAGAUUUUGCAUUUGCAUAUAUGCUGAUCAGCUAGCAGUAGCCCCUCCAUCAUCUAUCUUUUAACUCGUAGAAUCGAUCCAUCUGUCGCCGCUAGUAGCUUCAACAUAUCAGAAACUCUGAUAUCUUAGCAAAGAUAUAUAUAAUAAUCUUCUCGGUCUCCCUCUCUCUCUCGAUCGUGGGUAAAUAUUGAAAACCAAGCAAGUUAGAUUGACAUCAAUGGCGUCUCUGCAACGCAGUACUGUCUUCUUCCUUCCUCUCCUUCUUCAUGCCUUCUUCUUCCUCUCCCACCCAGUCUCUUGUAAUGAUGUAGAAGACAAGCUCUUCAAAGGCAUAAACAACUACAGGGGAACAGCAAACCUGCCAGCUCUCUCCGAGAACGACCAUGCCGGUUGCCUUGCCGACGAGAUCGCCGAAAAAAUAGAGGACCAACCCUGCACCAAAACCACCGGUGCCGCUUCGGGCACCCAGCCUCGGUUUUCUGAUUACCCGGACCCUCUCAAGAAGUGCCAUUUAAACAUCAACAACACCAAAGAUGGGGUGAUCCUGCAGGCCUGUGUUCCAGACCUGGACUCUGACCUUGUCCUCUCUAACUUCACCAAAACCCAGUACGCAAAGUUUCUGAAUGACUCGAAGUAUACUGGAGCCGGGAUCGGUUCCGAGGGGAGCUGGAUAGUGGUCAUCCUGAGCACGGGCACGGCCGGAGGGAGCUUUGAGGCUUCUGAUGGAGGAGUUGGGUUGGUUUGGAUGGGUGGUGCAGGGAAAUCUUGGUUGGUUUCUUUGCUGAUGGGCUUGCUUUUGGCUCUGGUCAUGAACUGAAUUAAGCUUGUCUUUUUUCUUCUGUGUUCUUCUUUUGAGUUGUGUGAAGCUGUGAAGUUAUCUAUAUUGGGUAAUGCAACAUAAUACUUUCCGCUCGAGAUCGAGGUAUAAGCUAGCAUACCUCUGUGUUCUUCAAUUGUUUCGAAACUUGGUGUACUAUAAGUCUAUAAUGGAAUACAGAGACCCACAAGAAUGAUUGUAAA